Molecule: messenger RNA, 1621 nt
Organism: Caenorhabditis auriculariae
Lineage: Eukaryota; Metazoa; Nematoda; Chromadorea; Rhabditida; Rhabditidae
Source: the annotation of a GenBank genome assembly
AUGACGUUGGCCGCCUACACGGCCACGGGCCUCAGCGUCUUUUGCAUCGGCCUUUGCGUCGUCUCUUUCCCGCUGAUUUUCUCGCAAAUCGACGACGUUCGUCUCGAACUUGCCACGGAGAUGGAAGCCUGGAAAGUGCGUGAGAAACACGGCUUCUUGAGAAAACAAAUUCACUCCAAAUGGUUGCAGAUCCAAUCAGACAUGCUCUGGGCUGACAUGCACAAGUACGGUCGCGUUCGUCGUCAGGCUUACGGAGGUUACGGCGGCUACGGUGGCGGCUCUACUCCGCCAGCUGGACCAAGCGGCGGCUUUCCUGGCGGUCCUCAGCCUCCACACGUAAUACAUAUCAUUUGUGUAGCAGAAAUUCUGAUGUCGUUUUGCAGGGAAACUUCCCAGGCUCCACUGGCUCCAGCUCGCCAAAUCCCAACCUUCCUGGCGUCAUCGGAGUUCCACCAAGCGUUAACCAACAACAGCCAGGCGGCAUCAACCCUGAUGGAAGUCCAUCUGGUACGAUCUCCUUUUUUUCCAGAAAACUUUGUUUUGCAGCCGGUCCCAACGGUCAGUGCAACUGCAAUGCUGAAAAUUCGUGUCCCGUCGGACCUGCUGGACCAAAAGGAGCUCCAGGAAGCGACGGACCUGACGGCCUUCCUGGCGUGCCAGGAAUCGACGGAAAAGACGCCGAGGACUCUCAGGCUCAGACUCAGCAAUACGAAGGAUGCUUCACCUGCCCACAAGGACCUGCUGGACCUCCAGGUUCUUUUUUUUUCCUUAACCGUAGGAUUUCUAGUUUUAUAGAGCUAAGAUGAAGAACGAAGACUGCAAUACUAGGUUUUUUUUUUAUCAAAGCAGACGUCACCUUCCAAAACUUCCAAAAAAGUCCUAAAUGGAUAUUAUUUCAAAAAAUAUGUACUACUCUUCAAUAGAAACAACGAGUAAAAAAUAAUGCCUGCCAUAAAAAAGAGCAGAGAAAAAAGUGUAGGAAUUAGGUUAAUUUCAAAGUUCAAAAUAAGUUUUAAUCUCAAUAUGACGACUAUUAGGUGUGGAAAAGUUCAGAAAACCUAAAAACAACAAAAUUGAAAGCCGAGAGAGAUUUUUAACUAACCUCAAUUCUAAUUGAUUUUAAAUUUUAGGACCGCCCGGAAAGCCAGGAGCUCGCGGUAUGCGUGGAGCACGUGGACAGGCGGCUAUGCCAGGACGCGACGGAUCUCCAGGCUUCCCUGGAACUCUCGGACCAGUUGGACCUCACGGAGCCAAGGGAGAAGAAGGACCAACCGGAGAGCCCGGAGCCGACGUCGAGCACCAGAUCGGACUUCCAGGACCAAAGGGAGUCCCUGGAGCUCCAGGAGAGGCCGGAGACGAAGGAGAACAAGGAGAUCGUGGAGCGACUGGCAUCGCCGGACCACCAGGAGAGCGUGGGCCUCAGGGAGAGAAAGGAGACGACGGACCAAAUGGCGCAGCUGGAUCUUCGGGCGAGGAGGGCGAACCAGGCAAAGACGCCGAGGUUAGUUUGAUUCCUCGAAAUCCACACACCAUAGUUUUCCUCUUCCAGUACUGCCCUUGCCCUCAACGCAACUCCAACAGCGAAGUCCACGCCGGAAACCAAGGUGGAUACAUCCGUUAA